CUGGGUAUCUGCUGUCCACAUCAACAAGCCUCAAUUUUGGAUGCACUUUGGCAAACUGUCGCUCAUGUCAGUUGUUUCAUUUAACGAGACGUAUCACGCGUUAUCCGCGAUAACCAGUACAUAACUAGCAAGCCCAGAAGGUUCCGUAGGAAUAGGUUAGAUGACAACGCCUGCUAAACUCAACAACUAUAGUUUUUUUAUUCUUUCUCAUACCAGGCAAGUGCAAACAGACUGUCAUUUUUUUUAAUCGCUGGCUGCUGCUCAAUAAACUACAACCGAGCUAGCAAGGACUCAGUCGGUUUUUUCGCCUGCGCUAACGUUAGCCAACUUUUGUUGUUGUUUUUCCCGCAGCAGUACUGGCGACAAGAUAUUCCUCAAACAGUCUUUUGUUUAAUUUUUUGGGCCUACUUGCCGAAUUUUCCACACACACAAAAAAAACCCGUACACCUAAACAAGACAACUUUGCUAGCAGAUUGGUUUCAUAUUAAUAAUUUUGUCCGUCAGGAAGUGUUAGCGUCGACUAGCCGGUUAAAUCGCCAAGCCCUUAAUCAUUUUUUUAAGUGAUCUACAAGGAAGAGACCAGUUUCGCUUUUUACAGACUGCUUCUUUUAUUCGGGACCUUUAACUUUUAAAAAGAUCAACCGAUAACCUGCAGGAGCGAGUCUUAACCGUGACCUGUUAAGACAUUAACCGGCAGAAAACAGCAAAGCAUCUUGGUGUUCAGAGAGAGGAAAGACCUUUGCUACAGUCACGGAAUCCCUCACUGGAUUGUUCUAUUAUUAUUUGUGUUAUUGUUGAAAAUGGCGGCGAUCGGAAUGGUGCAGAUGUUGAUCGAAGCAGCCGAAUACCUGGAUCGCAGGGAACGAGAAGCCGAGCAUGGUUAUGCCUCCAUGCCACCUUUCAUCAGCAGUCAGGAGAAAGAAAGCCUGAAAAAGAAAAACAAAAGCAAGAAAAACACAAGUAGCAGGUCUACACACAAUGAAAUGGAAAAGAACAGACGAGCACAUCUACGAUUGUGUUUAGAGCGCUUGAAGUCCCUCGUUCCUUUGGGACCAGAUGCCAACAGGCACACCACCCUCAGUCUGCUGAUGAAGGCUAAAAAUCAUAUCAAGAGGUUAGAGGAGAGCGAAAGGAAAUCUCAGCACACCUUGGAGCAGCUACAGCGCGAGCAGAGACACCUGCAGAGGCGUCUGGAGCAGCUGGGGGUGGAGAGGACCCGUAUGGACAGUACCGGCUCCACUCAGUCCUCUGAUAAAUCCGACUCUGAUCAGGAGGACCUGGACGUGGACGUUGAGGGGACAGACUACCUGCUGGGCGACCUGGAGUGGAGCACCAGCAGCGUGAGCGACUCGGGGGACGAGCGAGGCAGCCUGCGCAGCAGCUGCAGCGACGAGGGCUACUCCAGCGCCAGCCUGCAGCGCCUGCACGACACUCAGGAGAGGGCCAAGCAGCUGGGCUGCAGCCUAUAAACAGCCCCAUCACUCACCCAGCCCUCCCCUCAGUCCAUCCCAGCCCAAGAUUGUUCCACCACUCCUCCCAGCUCAGACCUCACCUCCCCCUCUCCUCCCUCCCUGUAAAGACUGACCAAGUUAAGAGGCCUCCCCUCCAGCAAGGUGGGCUUUCUGUCCACAGACUGCAACACCUCUGAGACGCCCGCCCACAUCAGCCCUCGACCAACGCUCAGUCUUACGGGUGUCACGUCCCCCGCUCUGCUACGCGCCAAUCAAGCGAGUGGGAUUUUAAAGACACUCCAUCCCCCCCCCCCCCC
Nematolebias whitei (Rio pearlfish) is the source of this 1768-nucleotide messenger RNA. It is a transcript of the gene mxd1, whose product is annotated as MAX dimerization protein 1. Lineage: Eukaryota; Metazoa; Chordata; Actinopteri; Cyprinodontiformes; Rivulidae. Gene Ontology annotation, molecular function: protein dimerization activity; DNA-binding transcription factor activity, RNA polymerase II-specific; RNA polymerase II cis-regulatory region sequence-specific DNA binding. The transcript has 6 exons. The record is from RefSeq and is a predicted model, not a curated record. The coding region runs from base 801 to 1469 and encodes 222 amino acids. Gene Ontology annotation, biological process: regulation of transcription by RNA polymerase II.